Molecule: messenger RNA, 1396 nt
Organism: Camponotus floridanus (Florida carpenter ant)
Lineage: Eukaryota; Metazoa; Arthropoda; Insecta; Hymenoptera; Formicidae
Gene: Dhod
Product: dihydroorotate dehydrogenase (quinone), mitochondrial
Exons: 3
Coding region: 128-1303 (391 amino acids)
Biological process (GO): pyrimidine ribonucleotide biosynthetic process; 'de novo' pyrimidine nucleobase biosynthetic process
Cellular component (GO): cytoplasm; mitochondrial inner membrane
Molecular function (GO): dihydroorotate dehydrogenase activity
Source: RefSeq, a predicted model, not a curated record
UAAGAAUGAUGAUUUUCAUAAAAUUGUACUACCUACAUUUGUGAUGUUGCAAUCUAUACAUUUAAUAAAAAUUAUUAAUUUUAAUUUAACUUAAUUGUUAUUUAUUAGAUAACAAUCACAUGCUAAGAUGGCACAACGAUUAAGCAACAAGGCAAAACUUAAAUCGCUUUUCACUGUGACAAGCAGUGCCAUUGCUUUGUUCAGUGGUAUUUCACUCUAUCAGGGUAACGAAAGGUUCUACAGUGAAGUUGUCAUACCUCUAGCUCAACUGAUAGAUGCGGAAACUGCCCACAAUCUUGCAGUGAAAUCUCUGAAAUGGGGUUUUGUGUCGAAACAGAAAACAGAAGACCCCAGUUUACUUCAAACUACUGUGCUGGGUUUGCAAUUUAAGAAUCCAAUUGGCAUAGCUGCAGGAUUCGAUAAACAAGGAGAGGCAGUAGAAGGGUUGCACAAGAUUGGCUUUAGUUUCGUAGAAAUAGGAUCUGUGACACCUAAACCGCAAUCUGGUAAUCCAAAACCAAGAGUGUUUAGGCUGCCGGAAGAUAAUGCAAUUAUAAAUAGAUAUGGAUUUAAUAGUGAUGGUCAUGACGUUGUAUGGGAACACCUUAAGAAGCUGAAAGAGAAUAAGAAUUUUAAUGGUAUUCUUGGUGUGAAUUUAGGGAAAAACAAAGAGACAAACGAUGCAGUUCAAGAUUAUAUCGAUGGCAUAAAAAGAUUCAUGGAUGUGGCGGAUUACUUUGUGAUAAAUGUGUCUAGUCCUAAUACUCCAGAUUUAAGAUCCUGGCAAAACAAGAAGAACUUAGAACAAUUAUUGACCAGAAUAAAUGUAGCAAGAGAAUUGCUCAAUAGUAAACAGCCAUUGCUUCUGAAGCUAGCGCCAGAUUUAUCAGAUUCUGAACGACAAGAUGUAGCAGAUGUAAUUUUAAAGAAGAAAUCUAAAGUUGAUGGUUUAGUUUUGUGCAAUACAACAAUCAUGCGACCGAAUUUAAUUAAUUCGAAUAAGGAAGAAAGUGGCGGUCUUAGCGGUGCACCUCUUGCUGAUAUUUCUACCGCUAUCAUUUCCGAUAUGUAUAAACGAACACAUGGCAGCAUUCCAAUUAUUGGUGUAGGUGGUAUUUUUUCUGGUGCUGAUGCUUAUAUCAAGAUAAAAGCUGGUGCUUCCUUAAUACAACUUUAUACUUCAUUUGUAUAUAAUGGACCACCAAUAGUAGACAAAAUCAAACGGGAAUUAUGUGAAAUACUUGAAACUAAUGGUUUUUCUUCUGUGACUGAUGUAGUUGGCAAGGAUACCAAGAAUAGAUGAAUAUAUUUUAUUGUACAUAAUUCUAGUGCCUUUACUAUACGUGAAUAUAUUAUCCCAUGCAAUGUACAUAAAGAAUAUAUUAUGUAAUAGAUA